Messenger RNA from Dermacentor silvarum, 9648 nucleotides. It is a transcript of the gene Pfrx, whose product is annotated as 6-phosphofructo-2-kinase/fructose-2,6-bisphosphatase-like. The transcript has 13 exons. Bases 234 to 2300 code for a protein of 688 amino acids. The record is from RefSeq and is a predicted model, not a curated record. Gene Ontology annotation, biological process: fructose 2,6-bisphosphate metabolic process; fructose metabolic process. Lineage: Eukaryota; Metazoa; Arthropoda; Arachnida; Ixodida; Ixodidae. Gene Ontology annotation, molecular function: fructose-2,6-bisphosphate 2-phosphatase activity; 6-phosphofructo-2-kinase activity; ATP binding. Gene Ontology annotation, cellular component: cytosol.
GGCAGCCACGGCGGCAGCGCACAUCUUUCCGAGCGAAAGACGCGGCGGCUGCGGCGGCAGCGCGCCGAAACCCCGCCGCGCAGCCGCCGCGCUGCGUCGCUGGGCGGGCGGCGCCGCCGACGGCAGCGGACGACGUCGCCUCCCCUUCCUUCUUCUGCGCCCGCCGGGAUCUCGGCCGCGCGUCUCGUGGGCGAGGUUCGUCUCCUCGUUCGCCGCGACCACGCCACGGGGCCAUGUCGUUGCCGCCGUCAAAGGGGCCGCCUGAAAAUAAGCAGUCAGCAGCGCCCGAGGAGCAGCGGUCGGCGCCUGAAACCGGCCAGCAGCGACCGCCCGAUAAACAGCAGCCAGCACUUCAGAAACAACCUGCACCGCCUGAAAAACGGCAGACGCCGUCAGAUAUUCGGCAGCCACCGUCCGCAAAGCGGCAGGUGCCGCCCGGGAAGCCGACGUCACUACCGGAAAUCAGGGAGCAGUUAGCGCCUGAAAAGCAGCCUCCAGAUCCCAGUAAGCAGCAAACGUCGUCGUCGUCGUUGUCUGGAAAGCCGCAGGCCCCGCCGGAAAAUCAACGGUCAGAGCUCCGCAAGGAGCAGGCAACAACGCCGCUGCCUUUCCAUAAACAGCUGCAGCCUGCAGAGUCCGAACACCUCCCUCCGCCGCCGCACUGGUCAACGUCCCGCUCGCCGCUGUCGUUCGUGGAGCUCGAGGAUGAGUCGCCGCCGGCGCCGGCAUCGACGUCCUUCUCUCCUCCUCCCCCCACCUGCGCGCCCUCCUCGGACGAGAUCACGCCGGGCGCCAAGACGAUCCAGGUGACCCCUCAACGCUCGCCGGCGCACAUAUCGCACGAGCUGCUGGUCUCGAUGGCCGAGGCGAACCGCAACUGGCCCGGGCCCGUGCCGCUGCCCCACGGAAGCUACCGGCACCGGUGCCGCUUCGAGUGCGUCCACUCGGGUCAGUACGGAGUGGUCUACGUCCGGCCCAAGGACUGGCAAGGGGACAGGACCAACUAUGUCAACCUUCCACACGUCAUCGCCAUGGUGGGUCUUCCUGCCAGGGGCAAGACGUACAUUGCCAAGAAGCUGACUCGGUACCUCAACUGGAUUGGCAUCCAGACGAGAGUGUUCAAUGUUGGCGAAUAUCGGCGUCAAGCAACGGAGGCCUACAAGAGCCAUGAUUUCUUCAGAGCAGAUAAUGCUGAAGCCAUGGCCAUCCGCAGCAAGUGUGCCUUGGAUGCUCUCGAGGACAUGUGCAAAUGGCUGGAGUCUGAAGGGGAAGUGGCAGUGUAUGAUGCGACCAACACAACCUAUGAAAGGCGCAAGCUCAUCUUCAACGUGGUCUGUGAGCGAUUUGGCUUCAAGCUGUUCUUUGUGGAGUCCUACUGUGACGACCCCAAGAUUAUUGAAGCCAACAUUCGGGAGGUGAAGGUCAACAGCCCAGACUACAAGGACAUGAACAAGGAUGAUGCCCUCCUUGAUUUUGUGCACCGCAUUGAACACUAUAAGGCUUGCUACCAAACCCUUGAUGAAGUCCAGGAAAAGCAGUACUCAUUCAUGAAGAUCUUCAACACAGGACAAAAGGUUGUCGUGCACAGACAUGAAGGGCACAUCCAGAGUAGGGUAGUCUAUUACCUUAUGAACAUCCACAUCAUGCCAAGAUCCAUCUACUUGACGAGGCAUGGCGAAAGUGUCCUGAACCUGCAGGGAAGGAUUGGUGGGGAUGCUGAUCUCUCCGAACGGGGACGGGAGUAUGCACUUGCACUGGCGAAGUUCAUAAAGAAGCAGUCCAUUCCACGCCUCCGUGUGUGGACGAGUCAGCUGAAGCGCACCAUCCAGACUGCAGCAGGCAUUGAUGCUCCACAAGAGCGGUGGAAGGCUCUGAAUGAAAUUGAUGCCGGCAUAUGUGAGGAGAUGACAUACGAGGAAAUCCAGGCGAAGUUCCCUGAAGAGUUUGCUGCCAGAGAUCAGGACAAGUUUCAUUACCGGUACCCACGAGGCGAGUCCUAUGAAGACCUGGUGGCUAGAUUGGAGCCUGUCAUCAUGGAACUGGAGCGCCAGGAGAAUGUCCUUGUGGUUGCGCACCAAGCUGUCCUGCGUUGUCUGCUUGCCUAUUUCCUUGACAAGAACUCUGAGGAGCUUCCAUACCUGCGUGCACCACUGCACAGCAUCAUCAAGCUUACACCCACGGCCUAUGGCUGCGAGAUGAAGAAGUUCAGCGUGCCCAUAGCUGCAGUGGACACGCACCGCGCCAAGCCCAGCAUUCCAGGAACUUUGGAGGACAAGUUCAAGUCUAAGAACGACGAGUGACCCCAUAUAUACCGCAUCUCUAGAUUUCCGUCCUCUCCUCUUCCGACGAUCCUACAUGUUUUGAGAUGGACAACAUCUUGGCCUGGCGUUACGUAGAAACAAACCUUCUGGCCACCAUACAAAGGCGAAAAAAAAAAAAAAGACAGCCUGCAAUGGACCCUAGGUUGUGUAUGUGUACUUGUUCCUGAAGACAUCCCUGUUGGCGAAAAAUCUGGGGCCUCGGUAACUUUGCCUGAAGGUACAUGGAUGAGAAUUCAAAUGAGUGGCUGAAUCGGUGUGAUGGCACCUGCAACCUUUGCCCUGCCCACAAUGCACCGCCAUCUUGUAUGUUGCGUUUAUUUUUUAUUUUUUGUUUCCCUCUGUCUCGUGAGGUACGGCUCGUGUUGUGAUCCUAUGAAGUAUGUGAUAAACUGUCCCUGGUGUGCAGACCCGGCGCGAACUUGCUGUGUUUGAUGCUGCACUAGGGAAGUUGUGAUAGGACAGUGGAAUCCCGUCCGGAACUGUUCCUGUGCACGCGCAUUCGACCGCAGUUGCUAUUGUGCAGAGUUGACGAUCCUGUGGAGCUUCUGACAGUUGCGUGGGAGAAAGGGUACGUGGGAAAUGUUAAGUUCUAAGUGGCGUUUUAGUAAUGCAGAAUAAGUUUUAUGCCGCCGACAGAGGUACUUAACCGCUGAACGUGACACACCAUAAAGUGGGUGAAAAACGUUUUAACGUGGCGGAGAUAUAUUAGCGUAGAAUACUAGAAGCCGUAUACGGGAUUAUCAAAUGGCCUUAUAUUAGCAUCAAAUAUGGCAACGCUUUGCGAUGCUGUGAUGUACCUACAAUGCACGGAACUUUUGCAUUGAAGGACUGCCGUAAAAACCGGACUAUAGGUCGAACCGGAAUGUAGGUAGACCCCCCAACUAAGCAAUUCUAAAAAUGAAAAAAAUCUUUUUCAAUGGCAAAUAUACCGAAAGACACCCCUUAAACAAAUGCGACUCAGCUGGUUGCACAAUGGUGACGGUAUUUAUUUAAAUGCUGCUCCGUGCCGUGAUGAUAAGGUGCUGACAAACACGCGGGUCGAUGGCCGCACGAUACGAAGCCCACGGCAACCUGGCGGGUUGCCGUGGGCUUCCGCCUACUCAAUCGCCUUUUAUUGCGAUAGCAAUUAUAUGGACACUCAAAAGCAGAUUUCUGCCGUCGGCGUCGCCGUCGCCGUGAGGUUCCGUAUGACGUCACUGGAGAUGAAAUCGUCGCCGCGCGCCGAACGCUGUAUGUGCGAGUGAAAGGGCGCGAGGAGUGAACGGGGAGUGAACGCACGGCGGAGAACAAACGCGCGUUCUGCGCCGUGCUCCCUUAAGGGCAUGCAGAAGUAGGCGUCUCUUUCCUCCUUUACAAUCACCAUAUAUGUAGAGCAAACGCGCCUUCUUCCGACGCGCGAGAGGCCGUGGGGGAGGGGAAGGGAAGGGAAGGGAGGCUACGUUUAGCUGCGGCACCAAGUGCCUAUUUAUAUCAGAGGCUCCGGCAACAGUCACCAACGCCGCACCCAUUUUGUGCGAACGCGGGCAAAACGCCGACGGCGUCGACAACAGUUAUGCGUGUUGCCGGUGCUGCUGCAUGUCCAAGUUUAUACAGCUGAUAAAGCUACUAUCAUUACUCCGUAUAGCUCUCUACAAAUUUGCUAUCGUUUGCUAUCGCAAUUGAUGCUUCGCCUUUCAGGUGAAACUGCGACAACUUUUUUCUUGAAGGCGACGGCGAAUUGCCGUCGGCUUCCGCUCAUUUUGAAACAAAAUGUGAAAAAGCAGCCUGAAUGCGAUGGCGAAGGCGGCUGUUUACUUCUUCUGCCCAUUGUUAGACUUCCCGAAUUUUUCCGUCAAUGUCCGGUAUAUAAGACGAGGGUCGACUUUUCGCAAUGGUUUUUUGAAAAAAAGUUCGACCUAUAUUCCGGGUUUUACGGUAUUUUUAAUUUAUCUGCAGGCCAGGCUAACUUCAACUUUUUCUCAUCGAAAGCUUUUCUCUUUCUUAUCUGAAGGCAUAAAAGUGUCGCCGGAUGCACUUAUCAAGCUUAUUUUUCAGAACAGAAGUACGGUCGACCUCCGCCAGUAUGUCCUCGCUUAAUUCGACUUUUCGCUUAAUUCGAACACACUGAAAAGUUCUGGCGAGAAACAGUGCGCUGCUAUGGCAGGAAAACGGGUCAGUUCGAAUGCGAAAAUACACGAAAUUCAGCAGACGGUGCUACUGCGUUUGUCUCCUUUGAUGUCUUUGUCACCGUCGGUGACGACAGUGUUUGUGGUCUGUGGGCCGCUCAACAACGACGACACAAAACGUGACAGUCCAAAGCCGAAGGCAGUGCAUGAACGGUUCGACGCUCUUCACCGCAUGCUGAUUGAGUCGCGCUUCAAGAGGGAAAAGAAAAUGCAGAAAAUGUCGAGCACUAAAAAUAUUUAAGUAAAGUUGAAAUUGUUAAUUUUGCUGCCAUUCGUUAAUUCGACCUUUCGGAUAACUGGAUGAAAUCUUGCGGUGCUGCAAGAGUCGACGGUUGUCGACCGUGUCGUACAACGCAGCGUUCCUGACGCUCUAUAUUUGAACCAUAGCAUCAGAAGGUUUCGCCACUCACUGCUGCUCCCAUCCCGUCUACGUUAAUACUUCUUCGCCGUGUAUUAGCGCAAAUCUUGCUUGUUAUUCGGGAUUUGGUCUCGAGAUUGCUCGGGUACGAGACCAAUUGCACGUGGACACAGUAAGUCGGUCCAAGCAUGUGUCACUGACCAUUGCAUGCAUUUAGCUUUGCCGGCGUGCUCCUGAGACACUUGAAAGAACUAAUUAACGGAACUUCAGGGGCAUAAAACUUAUUCUGCACAAUUCCGAACUGUAGUGGUUACGCAGUCAGAGGUAGCAGAUAGUGACAGGGUUGUGCGCGUCGUUGCGGCUCUGCCGGUAGCGAGCACUUGUACAGGUUUUUGUAUAUGGCAGUGUGUAUAGGGAUUAAGUAUCGCGCACGGACAUUUCUGUAUACGUGCGCCGCGCGCACUUACAAUUGUGAACCGUAUUGUAUGCGGUAUGUGUUUUGCCACGUUGGUGAUAUAUCGUGCAGGUUCACGAGUAGCCGUGUGUGACAAAGGUCAGUGCUAGAGCAUUUAAGGUGAGCGUUCUUACGACGCGCUUCGUACGCAUUUGUCACGCAACCCCCGUAUUCUGAAAGAAUCUUCGACUCGAAGCUCUUCUUCCACGCCAUGAUAAUGAUGAUUUAUUGGCGUCCCCUUUGAAACGGGGCGGUGAUAGUCACCUAGCCAGCUUGAGUUAGUCAGGGAUGCUGUUUUCAUUCCAGCAUUUUUUGUAUGCAUCUCCUUGAGCUUUUUCUCUCUUCUUCAAAACUUAGCUAUCUACCUUGUACUGCUACCUAUGCCUGUAACGAAACCGGUCGUAUCAGUCUCUUCCCUGCUUUUUUUCCACCACUACUCUACACAUAUCUUGCUUAUAUGGACUGCUGACCGGCUGAUGCGUCUGUCCGCUUUAAAUCUAACUCUGAGUUGAUCACAGCGCUGCUCUUCCACUGAAGAAGACACUCCGUUUCUCAAAGAUUGUUGUGGAGUGUACAUGUAGCGCAGUGACCGCUUUUGUUGAAGGGCGGCGGUGGCUUAAACUUUCCUGGGUUGAGGUAGGGUGUUGAGUGGAAGACUGUUCUAGAGUACGGGGGUUGGACCUGUUUACAUGAGCGCUCCGUACAGAUUUGGACUUUAAUAAUGCGUUAAGCGCCAUUAAAACAAGCCUGGACCCGAAAUUACACUUGCCAUAAGACUCCAAACAGGCCUGGAAAGCUGAACAGCGGCUGAGCAUCUUGCUCAUGCGCUAUUCCCGCUAAGCGGAUUGAGCCGUACAAGCGCUCGGCUAUAAUAGAAUGGCUCUAGCGGCUGUGACUGAAUAUGUACCGUGCGAUAUCGCAGUACGUUACUAAAGCCUGGUUCUGGAGUUUUUGUUGUACAGUCACUGUGGAUAAGGUGUGCACCAACCGAAGGAAUCUGAUUAGCUCGAUUCCAGAAAUUUUGGCUACUUAUAUGGGUGACCGUUGUCAAAGAAACGCGAAAAGGGGGCACUAAUUAAACUUGGCUGACAUAUUAGUUAUAUAUUGCCCUUCCCGCUCAACGCACUUUGCUUCUGUUCGUCGAAAAAAAAGCUGAUUUGACGGGCCAUAGUCCCCUUUUCACGCCCAAGGCACGGUGCCGAUUGUUGAAUUGUGUGGAGUCAAGGGCUUUGCGGUAUCGUCGCCUACAUACAUGUAGAACCAUUUUCGGGCAGCAAGAGUCUACAAGUUUGUUUGUUUGUUUUUUUACCUUUUGCAAUAUAGGCGUAGUAAAUAGCCACGACCUGACGUUGCUAAAUGUAUGACGUCAUUGAGAGCUGGUGCGGGAAAUCGAGGGAGGCGUCGCCACCCGCAUUUUGGUUUUAAAGCGAAAGCUUUAAGGGCCCCGUUACGCAGUGAGCACAGCGCCAACGGCGUUGAGCGUGAGCCAAAACUCGCUAGCAAUCCUGGGGCGACUCGUGCCCUGUUUCUAGCAAUCGCAGAGUGACGCGCGCGCCGUGCUUUCUAUUAGCUUUCUACCAAUCGUAGCGCGGCAUCCGCGGUGCCGGCCGGCCGGGGAAAAAAAAAAGAAAAACAGAACGCUCGCCUUCGUACAUAGCGUUCGCCGUCAGCGUUUCCCGGUAAACAUUACGGCGACAUAAGCUGCAGUUGCCGGGAGGUGUGAGAAGCAGUCGGUGAUCUUUGAAUGCUAUCGCGUUCUGCUCUUACAGGCGAAGUUUAAACGUCUCAUAAUUGUCUCGUUUUUCUGCUUCGCCAUGCGCCCGUUUGUCGCUAAAGAGUCGCCUAUUUGCUAUUUCGGAGGUGUAAUAUCUGAAACAAGUUUAGUAAACUAGACACAAAAAAGAGAAAAAAAAAGUAAUUUGAGCUUUACUAGUUAAUUGUCCAUCUAUAAUGCAGAAGAAGAAAAAAACUCUACGUGAGAAGAGACUUGAUGAGUUGGAAAAUACUCAAAAACAGGCAGGUGGCGACAACGCCUUCAAGUCCCCGCAACAGUUCGCUGUGACGUCAUGAAUUCUCACGGCGUCUGCGCGGGCCUAAAUUUUUAAUCGGCAAAGAUAGUGCGUUGUAUGCUAAAGGAGGCCAAGAACUGAACUUUGCAAGUUUCAGGCACUUUUACUCCGUCACUGGUAUAAAAGAUCUGGGGUAUCGCUGUGCGUUGGUAAUGUCCCGGUGUCUGCUAUAAAGCGACACUAUAGGCGCUGGAUUCAGUGCGCACUAUAACGCGCACAUUUCGGGGAGUGAUCGAUCGAACAUAACGGCAUGUGAUGACAUGUGGCUUUCUUCUGUCGGUGCACACCAUACACCGUUUUAUACAUAGCAGGCACCGCUGCAAAGGCUAGCAAGAAUUCUCUCAAUUCUCGCAUCCGUUACCAAAUAAUAGUGCGUCACCUAUAGUUUAGAUACGUACGCGAGUAUAAGAGUGGGGUUGAAGAUGAAUAUGCAGAAGACAAAGAUCAUGUUCAAUAGCCUGGCAAGGGAAGAAUUCAGGAUCGCCAGUCAACCUCUAGAGUUUGUAAAGGAGCACGUUUAUCUAAGUCAUGCAAUUACUCACAGCGAACCCUGAUCAUGAGAAGGAAAUUUGCAGAAUAAAAUUGGGUUGGAGUGCAUACGGCAGGCAUUGCCAAAUCCUGACUGGGAGCUUACCACUGUCGUUAAAAAGAAAAGUGCACAAUCAUUGCAUUCUACCAAAACUAACAUAUGGGGCAGAAACUUGGAGGUUAACAAAGAAGCUCGAGGACAAGUUAAGGUCCGCACAGAGGGCGAUGGAACGAAAAUUGUUAGGCGUAACGUUAACAGACAGGAAGAGAGCGGUGUGGGUCACAGAGCAAGCGGGGAUAGCCGAUAUUCUAAUGGAGAUUAAGAGAAACAAAUGGAUAUGGGCAGGCCUUGUAAUGCGUAGGAUGGAUAACCGGUGGACCAUUAUAGUUACAGAAUGGGUACCAAGAGAAGGGAAGCGCAGUCGAGGACGGCAGAAAAUGAGGUGGUUUGAGGAAGUUGUGAAAUUUGCCGGCGCAAGUUGGAAUGAGCUAGCGCAAGACGGGGACAAUUGGAGACCGCAGAGAGAUGCCUUCGUCCUGCAGUGGACAUAAAAAACACGCUGAUGAUGAUAUAGGUAUGCCUCGUAUACUUCGGCGUCUCGUACUUUAGUCGCAAAAUAGCUCGUCACUAUUACAUAGCAGACUUCGCAGAUCUGAACCACAUUACCACCGAACGGGCGCAGUGACCGGUUUAUGUGACCAAAAACGUAGUACGUCGCAUAUUGGAAGCACAAAAGUGCGCAAGUCAUGCGUGACUCGAUUUAAACUUACGUGCGCCAGUCGUAGUUGUAACAUUUGAAGUGGUUAUUUCGUAGAAAUCGUCGCAGAUCAAAAGUAACCGCAGUGCGAACCGCGCGGAGUGACACUUCUGAGGCCGCACUACUUGCAUAGAUUCCUCAGCGUUGCCUGCCCUGUAUGAAACGGGGUAUGAAUAAUCACGUCACUGUGGCUUUGGCGCUCUUGAGUUAGAGGGGGUAACCUUUCCCGCGCUAAACAAGAUGAUAUAGGAGCCCUUCACUAUCGUUAAAGGCCACCAGCAACGAAAUUUAAGUUGGGCUAAAUUAGUUAUACACGAGUAGCGCAUACUACUGAAGCAAUCUUGGAAAGCUUCAGGGUUGUCCAAUUACUUGACUGUCUAAUUUUCUUAUUAGCAGCUUUUAAAUGUCAGGACCUAAGCAGACAGCCCAUCCACCUGGUGGUUGGCGAGUAUGACGUAAGUUCCAGCACGUCAACUCCGAGAUGUUUUCAGCGCGGGAAGCCGCUGGCAACGGCUAAUCUCGAAGGCCAUGCCUAGGGGCCGCGCGUACCAAGUCGUGCGUCACUUCUGGUUAGCGAUAAGGGCAGCGUAUUUUUUUUUCUCUUAGUUUCGGUAUCGAAACCGUCUAAUUUUGGGAGCCUGUUGCGACGUAUCUACUCGCAUUUUCAAACGUCAAAUUUUGCACAACGGCUGCUCCAAAUCGACACUGGCUGAAACAAUGCUUUCUUACGUGCCCCAUAACUUCGUUGCUGUUGGCCUUUAAGUACUUCGGACGUCGUGUAGACAGUCUAGCCUUUGUUGUUGUUGUGCUUGCAUAGGUAUAUACAUAUUAUACGUAUACGUGAUAGUUCUUGAGCAUAUUUUUGAUCUCCUUGUACACAAGUGUAUAUGGUCUGAACGCUUCACAGAAGUAUUUGUGCUUAUGAUUAUUAUCAUCACCAUUAGUCCCACUGUAAAAUCCUGACGAAAUAAAAAGCGUUUUAUGGAAUCUACAAA